UCUGCCCGGGCCGUAUUCAUAGAAACAGAUCCCGCACUCCUCCAUGUUUAUCUCUGGCCCCAGUGCCCGUAUCUCAGGAUGAAGUCUAUAUUGAUCUUCCCAUUCGCUCAAUGAUCCCAGCUGAUUGGAUCCAGGAUGAUCCCGAUGAUGAUGGGGAUAAUGUCCCACCACCACCACCUGACCAGGCAGCACCGCCAUCACCUGAUGAGGCAGCACCGCCUCCACCUGACCAGGCAGCACCGCCUCCACCACCUGACCAGGCAGCACUGCCACCUGUCCAGGCGGCACCACCACCUCACCGGGCAGCACCACCGGACCAGGCACCACCACCUAACCAGGGGCUCAGUGUAGGCACAUAAACUGAACAUGCCUACUAUGACCAGACUGAGCUCCUGGUCACCCUGGUCCACCAGGUCAAUGCCAUGCCCCAGGAUCUGGGAGAGGUCAGGGAUAUUGUGGAGUCCCUGCAGAGGGUAAUUGCUCCUCCUCCUCCUCCUCCACUGUAAUUUAUUGU
This is a messenger RNA of Xenopus laevis (African clawed frog), 514 nucleotides long. RefSeq lists its product as uncharacterized. The record is from RefSeq and is a predicted model, not a curated record. The transcript is spliced from 2 exons. NCBI's taxonomy places the organism in Eukaryota, Metazoa, Chordata, Amphibia, Anura, Pipidae. Bases 111 to 359 code for a protein of 82 amino acids.